UCUAAUUUACCUCCAUUAAAGUAUGUAAGACUGCUGUCUCAGUUUGGUUAAAGAAGGAUGGAUGUUCUUUUUUUUCAUAUCUACACGUUUGUAAAAACUAAGGGAAUUCAUAUGACCUACCAACAUUAAAAAUAACCACAGCGUGAAUGAGGAGGAGACAGGAAGUAAAGAAGAUAGACAUGUGUCUUUGACAAGUACAACAGAGUUGGCAAGUUGCAGUUGUGACAAGAUGAGAAGGAAAACCAGAACAAAAGGCGAUGAUUGAACACAAAUUAUUCAACAUUUCUCUGUUUUUGUUGCUUCUUUAUUCAGGAGCACUAAGUGGAGAUCUUUCGCUCACCUUCACUGUCAGAGAUGGAGAUAAAGUCAAUUUGCCUUGUCAAAAUCGGAUCAACAAUCAUCACAACUGUCACACUACCACCUGGCUCUUCACUGAUUCAAGAAGCACAGCAGCAGUAGAGCUGGUUAAUCAUGGACAGCUCAAAGAAACAGCCAAAUCAGACAGACUGAGUGUUACAGCAGAAUGCUCACUGGUUAUAAAGAAGGUCACAGCUGAGGAUGUUGGUCGUUACACCUGCAGACAGUUUAUAGGAAAUCCAGGGACACAGCAAGGUCCAGAUGCUGUGGUUCAUCUGUCUGUUGUCGUCAUGACUGAAAAGAAGAACGCUGAUAAAGUAACUUUAAGCUGCUCUGUGUCGACAUUUGAUCGGUGUAGACACAAAGUGAAGUGGAUUCAUAACAGAAGAGCUCUGGAUAGAGAUUACUCAAAUUUAAAAACAUCACAGUCUUCCUGCUCUGCAACUGUGACUUUUCUGAAUCUUACAUAUGGUCACAUAUCAAGUUCUGACUUUAAGUGUAGCUUAAAAAGAACAGAAAAUAACAAAGAGCAGCUUUUUACCUUCAGCCAUCAUUCAUCAGGUGAAGAAACAAAUACAGCAACAACAGUCAAAUUAGACACAAUGACUACAAUAAAAGAGCUGGAAAUCAUGGAUGGUUCAACAAACUUACCAGAAAUAAAUGCAGCAGCAACAAUUAAAUUGGAAAUGAUGACUGAAUCUGGCAUUAAAGGAGGUCUGACAACAAAACAGCUGGAAAUCAUGAAUAGUUUGAGAAAAUUACCAGACUGGUCCUGGUACAGGCUCGCCAUUGUGGCCCUGGGUUUAGUAGCACUUAUAGCAGCUGUUGUUGUCGUCAGCAUCUGGAUAAGAGCUGGGAAAAAAGCACAGAUGGAUGAAAACAUGGAACAGAAUUUAAACUCUGCAGUAACUUCAUCUGCUCCAGGAACCAAUCAGGAAUCUGUGAGAUCAAACAGUUACUCACCACAUGUAUUUGUUGAAUCUGCAUUUUAUACAUUACUGAGCAGUCUUUAUGUUGUCUUCACUGUGCAGGCUGAUGUCCAAGAUGUUGUUCUCUACGCCUCCCUCAGCUACACUGAGACCACCUACAGCUGUCCAGGUCUUCAGGUUCCCCAUAAAGACGAUGAAGAAGGUGAAGCUGUGACCUACAUUAUAUGUCCAGUCUCUUCUCCUGGACCCGCUCCCAUCAACCUCUAUGCUAGCAUCAACAAACCAAAAAACUAAAACACAGAAAAAACACACAGAAUCUCUUUUUAUUUGAUAACUUCUUUCUUUCUUUCCAUUCUUGUGUAAUGAAAGAGGGUUUCUGUUUGGCUAAAGUUCCCAGGAUUUAACUACAGUGAUAAUGUAAUCUGUAUUUUAAUUAUUAAUUUCUAACACAGAAUGUUGCACUAUAUUUUUUCAUAGAUUGUUUAUUGCUUUAUGUGUUUGUAUAUCUGCAGAUUAGGCCUGACGAUUUUAUGAUAUUAAAAAGUGUUUUUACAUUAUGUAAAAUCCCAAGCAGCCAAUAAAGGCUCCAGCACAUGAGUUUUAUUGUCACAGUACUGGGUCUCUGACCCUGUGUUUUUGUUGGUUUUAGUUAUGUUCUUUGUUUAUUGUAUUUCAUGGGUUUUGGUUCUCUUCAUUGUUUCCUGUAUGUGUUAUAUUCUUAGAUCCUUGGAUUUAGGUUUCCUGUUAGUUUGCCUUCCCUGUGUCCCAUGUCUAGUUACCUUUGUCUCCAUCUUCCUUCUGCCUCCCCAGUGAGUCGUGUCUUUUGUCACUCCUGUCUCUCUGCUCCAUGUUCAGUUUGUUCAGUGUCAAGUCAGCGUCUUUGUGUUAUAUUUCCUGUUACUUUGACGAUCCCUUGUCUCAUGUCAGUGUUUGUGGUUUUGCUUUCCCUUGGUCUUUUCAUGUUUGAUUCCUCCCAGCUGUGCCUUGCUCCUGUGUCUCAUUCCCUCGUUAUCCCUCAGUUUAUUUAACCCCUGUGUUUUCCUUGCUCUGUGUUGUGUUGUACGGUGUGUGUUUACCUGUGUGCACCUCUCUGUGUGCUUAGUUUAUUUUUCCAGUGUAGUUUUGUAUUGUUUCUCCCAGCCAGCAAAUAAAGCUGUGUUUUUUUAGUUUGCUCUUUGCCUCUGUGAGUCUGCAUUUGGGUCUUCUCCUACCAGCACACAGCUGGUUCAUGACAUUUAUUGUUGUAUUUUGUUUAUUUUUAAUUUUUUUUGUAGUCUGU
This is a messenger RNA of Oreochromis niloticus (Nile tilapia), 2565 nucleotides long. RefSeq lists its product as uncharacterized. The coding region runs from base 258 to 1580 and encodes 440 amino acids. The record is from RefSeq and is a predicted model, not a curated record. NCBI's taxonomy places the organism in Eukaryota, Metazoa, Chordata, Actinopteri, Cichliformes, Cichlidae. The transcript is spliced from 9 exons.